GUAAAUUCGAGUCCAGUUUCCUUCUCCUUUGUUUCGUCUUAGUUCAGUUGUUUCUCCAGCAACCAGCAAUGGCACCGAAGGCGGAAAAGAAGCCAGCAGAGAAGAAGCCGGCGGCCGAGAAAGCCCCUGCCGAGAAGAAACCGAGAGCGGAGAAGAAGCUCCCGAAAGAAGGCGGAGCGUCGGCCGACAAGAAGAGGAAGAAGGCGAGGAAGAGUGUGGAGACGUACAAGAUUUACAUCUUUAAGGUGCUGAAGCAGGUCCAUCCUGACAUCGGGAUCUCGAGCAAGGCUAUGGGGAUAAUGAACAGCUUCAUCAAUGACAUAUUCGAGAAGCUCGCUCAAGAGGCUUCUAGGCUGGCCAGGUACAACAAGAAGCCUACCAUUACCUCCCGUGAGAUCCAGACUGCCGUCCGACUGGUUCUUCCUGGAGAGCUCGCGAAGCACGCCGUCUCUGAGGGCACCAAGGCCGUAACUAAAUUCACUAGCUCUUAGAUUGUAUGUGGUGCCGAAUUUAUUUAAGUCUUUCUAGUUGUAAAGAUUUAGCUUCCUUUUUGCAAGCUUUAAUGGAAGAAAUAUCGUUUUCAGAA
Rubroshorea leprosula is the source of this 586-nucleotide messenger RNA. Lineage: Eukaryota; Viridiplantae; Streptophyta; Magnoliopsida; Malvales; Dipterocarpaceae. The record is from the annotation of a GenBank genome assembly.